AUGAGCAGCAGAUCUAGAGAUACCGGUCGACACUAUGCUUCUGGAAGUGCUAAGCGUAAAGCAAAAGACGAAAAGGAAAAAAAGAACGAAGCUGUUUUCUCAAAAACACGUAAGCUGUUCGACUUUUUUAAUGUUCAGAGUGAUGUUGCUGAAUCUACUGAAAAUAAAGCAAAACAUACAGAAGUUGCAUCUCAUUGUACAUAUAAUAGUGGUACUACUACUGUUUCUAAUGAAACUACAUUUUCUACAAGUGAUGCUGUAGCUGAAGAGACAGCAAUUCCUUCUAAUUUAGUUAUAUCAUGCUCUAGCCAAAGAGAAGUUAAAAGCACAGCCAGUACUCUUGAUCCAGAGCCGUCAUGUUCAAGCCAAAAAGCAGUCGAUGGUAUAUUAUUGCAUGAUUUCACUACAGUUUCAAGUCUAAAACAAAACGAAAGUAAAAUAUACUCCAACGAUAUUGGUGAAUGGCCGAGCAACUUCGAUAGAGAUUAUUGGAUUGCAAAAGGAAGCAGCGAACUGCAACAUAUGGAUAGCGAUUUUUUGUCUUCAAAGAAAAUUUACGAAAAAGAAAAUAAGCCACGAUUCUGCCAAAAGUCCUUUUUCAGCUAUAAACAUAAACUAACGAAUAAAACUCAUGUCAGAGACUGGUUGUGUUAUUCGGAAACCAAAGGACGACUUUUCUGUUUUGUUUGCAAAGUUACGAAUUCAGAUACUUCGUCACCACGGUUUACGAAAGAUGGAUUAGAUGACUGGAAGAAUGCGCACAAUUUGUUGACAAGACAUGAAGAAAGCACUCCACAUAGACAAGCCAUAAUUUCGCUGUCGUCUGAUCAAGACCUUAACACAGGAUACGCCCUUUAUGAAACAGUAUAUGCCUACGUACAAGCAAUGCGAUCUACAUUUUCAGAUGUUGAGGCAAAAGCCAAAGAUCUGACCGACUGUGAAGAGUAUCAGCAACAGACUUCAAGACGAAGCAAGCGGAAUACAAAGUACGACCAUUUCACCGGCUCUACUACACUCGACAACUUUGUUGAAAAUCAAACACCUGGACAACGUUUUGAAAUUCAGGUGUUUAUUGUCAUUAUUGAUAACGUACUGUCUGCUUUAACUAAACGUAUGGAAGCAUAUCAUGAAAUUACUGGUGUUUUUGGAAUAUUUCGACAGCUAAAAUCCCUUACAACAGAAGAGAUUUUGGAAAACGCCUCACGUAUGGUCAGUGCUUACGAAGAUGAUUUGGAAAGUAGCCUAGGCGACGAAUUAGUGCAGUUCGCUGAACUGCUGAAAACAGAUGUGGCUACUGUUAUUGAUAGCAAGAAACAAGAGUCUCUGGAACUGCAAUUUUAUAAACUUUUAUUAAAUAAUUCCUUAGAAUCGUGUUUCCCAAACGUAGAAAUUGCCUUGCGCAUUUACUUGUCUCUCAUGAUCACUAACUGCAGUGGCGAACGUUCUUUUUCAACGUUAAAACGUAUUAAAAACGAGUUAAGAAACACGAUGGGCCAAGAACGUCUUAAUCACCUUACUUUGAUGAAUAUAGAGUAUAAUUUGCUUAAAGAAGUCGAUAGUGAAAGUGUUAUCUCUAAAUUUGCCCAUAUUAAAUGCAGAAAAGUUUAUUUGUAA
Arctia plantaginis is the source of this 1614-nucleotide messenger RNA. Lineage: Eukaryota; Metazoa; Arthropoda; Insecta; Lepidoptera; Erebidae. The record is from the annotation of a GenBank genome assembly.